AUGAAUAGCUUCAAGAGAUACGUGGAAACCUCCACUGCCCCAGAUUCGGAGAAACUUCAAAUGUUAAUCCACUCGUGUUCAAGUAAUAUUCGGAAUAUUCUGAACCCAUUCACCAGGAUGAAGUCCUCUGAGGGCUAUAGAAAGGCACUGAGUACCCUGAAGGACCGGUAUGGUGAGGAGGACGCCCAUAUCGAAGAAUUAUUGAUGAACCUGAUCAACGGACCACCUGUCAAAAUAACCAACGGCGAAGGCCUGCAGGACUUGGCCGACGAACUUCAGGCGUGCAUUUGCAGCUUCCAGUCCAUGGACUCACAAGAAACCCUCGAGCAUCUCCUCGUAAAAAAAGGCAUAAUUGACAGACUUCUUGGUCUUUUACAAGAAAGGUGUGAGAUUGCAGUCCUCGAUCACCCUCCAAAGAGAUAUGGCCACAUGAAAAUAAGGGACAUCUGGCAGUUCAUACAAAGCAGAGCGAAGGAGGCAAAAAUGACGCAUACUCGAUACACUAACCUGGGGUACGAGGGAAAAGACCGAUCUAGCAAACAAGCCAUGACUCUUGUGACCAACGACGUAGGAGAACGAGAUUGUCCACUUUGUCAUAGCCCUCAUCGACUGCCACAAUGCUCAAACUUCCGGAAGUUAACAAAAAUGGAAAAAAGGAACACAGUCAAAGAGUUGGGCUAUUGCUUCUUGUGCCUAAGGGGCCGGCACCAAGCUAGCAACUGUAUGUCUGGCUUCCGCCCAUGCGACAUCGACGGGUGUGGUAAGGCACAUUCAAGAUGGCUCCACCUGCCAAAGGAAGGGGCAGGUGUGCCGCCAAGGAAGGCAAGUGGGAGCAGCCGCCAGAUCAUAAAAUCGAAUAGGGUAGAUGCUGACGUUUAG
This is a messenger RNA of Homarus americanus (American lobster), 879 nucleotides long. RefSeq lists its product as uncharacterized. Lineage: Eukaryota; Metazoa; Arthropoda; Malacostraca; Decapoda; Nephropidae. The coding region runs from base 1 to 879 and encodes 292 amino acids. The record is from RefSeq and is a predicted model, not a curated record. The transcript has a single exon.